Molecule: messenger RNA, 471 nt
Organism: Morchella importuna
Lineage: Eukaryota; Fungi; Ascomycota; Pezizomycetes; Pezizales; Morchellaceae
Exons: 5
Coding region: 1-471 (156 amino acids)
Biological process (GO): protein import into mitochondrial matrix
Cellular component (GO): mitochondrial inner membrane; TIM23 mitochondrial import inner membrane translocase complex
Molecular function (GO): transmembrane protein transporter activity
Source: RefSeq, a predicted model, not a curated record
AUGGAUCACACUCGCGACCCGUGCCCGUGGGUUAUUCUCAAUGACUUUGGAGGCGCUUUUUCCAUGGGUGCAGUCGGUGGUGCUAUCUGGCACGGUGUAAAGGGUUUCCGGAAUUCACCAACCGGCGAACGCCGCAUCGGUGCCCUCACUGCAAUUAAGGCCCGCGCCCCCGUGCUCGGCGGCAACUUUGGUGUUUGGGGAGGACUGUUCUCGACAUUUGAUUGUGCCGUCAAGGGCGUGCGGCAGAAGGAGGACCCUUACAACGCCAUCAUUGCGGGAUUCUUCACAGGAGGCGCACUGGCAGUGAGAGGCGGUGUCAAGGCGGCGAGGAACUCGGCCAUUGGGUGUGCUUGCUUGCUGGCGGUGAUUGAGGGUGUUGGUAUCGGAUUGAACAGAGUCAUGGCUGGAAACAACCAGCCGCAGAACCCGCCGUUGCCGUCAGAUAGCUCGAAGGUUGCGCUGCCCGCAUAG